Messenger RNA from Effrenium voratum, 1181 nucleotides. The record is from the annotation of a GenBank genome assembly. Lineage: Eukaryota; Dinophyceae; Suessiales; Symbiodiniaceae.
AGCCGCCUCAGCCUCUGCACCAAAUCCGCGGGUUCUCCGCCUCUUCUACCAUGACGACUUCAGCCGAGCUCCGUUCUGUCACGUACUGCGUUGCCGCCAUGCUGAUCGAGUUCGACGUGCGCCAGCACCAACAACGCCAGCAGCAACAACAACAACAACAACAGCAGCAGCAACAGCAGCAGCAACAGCAACAGCAACAGCAAUAAAUGGCGGGCCAAGAAAGAGCCAAGCAGGCUGGGCCUGGCACGCUGCCAGGUGCCCUGGACCUUUUCUUGGCGGAAGCUGCUGUGGCGCUCAAGGACGAAACCGCCUUCCGAGCAGCAGCAGCAAACUUCCUCAGCAAGCUUGCCCCGAAGGGGACGGCAGCCAUUUGGGAAGUAUGCAGAGGGCCGAAGAAGCACCCAGAGCUGCAACGGCUGUGGCGCUUGCUGCGGCACUUGUCGCCGUCAGAGCGGCGCAGCUAUAUCGCUGAGCGCCUCUGCCAGUCACAACGGAUUCAGCUGGAGCACUGGAUCCUUUCGACUCGCGGAGGUGUCAGCUUGCCCAGCGGCUUCUCCUCACGAAGCCUUUGCCGGUGGAAGGGUCGUCGAGCCGCGGUGGGAUACCGCCCGAUUCUCCAUUUGCAUGACAGCCUCUAUGCGCAGGCUGCUUUCACUUUCAACUUGCGCGACGCUCUACGAGCGCUUGGCGUCUUGCUCGCGCUGCGGGCGGCCUUGGCGCACGGGGAGACCACGCCAGAGAAGAUCCAAGCAUCUCUGCUGGCGGUGCUGCGCAGCAGCGACACUGCGCACAAGUUCUACUUUAAGACGCGCUUGAAAGUUGGGCGCCGGGAGGUGGCCACGCCGUUGCGGCAGAGUUUGCCCCUGGCGCUCAGGGAGUGGCGCUAUGCGCAGCUCUUCCGGGCCCGCUCGCCGCGGAGUCGCUGUGAGGAGCCCAAGGGGACUUUGUGUCUUACUUUGGACGGGCCGCGGAAGAGGCGAGCUUCCCGGAGGGGUGAGCCGCGCAAGAGGCAAAAGCCGUCGGACUGCCAGACGCAGUUGUCUUCGCGAUGUCAUUGAACCUGGCAGCCCGGAGGUGGCCGAAUUGAUCGACAGGAGACCGGAUUGAAUGGAGUCCCUUUCGGUCCUCCAUGAAGUCAUUUGGAUGGGAUGGCACGGCGCAGACGAAGGGACCAAGUGGAU